AUGAAGGUCCUCUAUAUUGGUAUCCUCAAGAAUGAGACCAAACCCGCGAUCGAACUUUGCGCCGAGCGCGAUCUGUCCAGCUUCGGCCGCUUCACACGGGGAAGCGUCGGAGAGUUCAUGUCGUUCACAGCAAAGACAGUCGCUUCUAGGACACUACCAGGGCAAAGACAGGAUGUCGAGGAGUCAGAUUACACAUUCCACGCUUACGGUCGUUCCGAAGGCGUAUGCGGCCUCAUGAUCACCGACCACGAAUACCCCUCCCUCGUAGCCCACCAGCUUCUCUCCAAAGUUUGCGACGAGUUCCUCUCCAAAUACCCGCGCUCCGCUUUUGCCAACGCGACCGAAUCGGCCAACAUGUCUUACCCCGAGCUCAAAGACUACAUCGUCAAGUACCAAGACCCACAACAGGCCGACAGCAUAAUGAAGAUCCAAAAAGAGUUGGACGAGACCAAGAUUGUGCUACACAAGACCAUCGAGAGUGUGUUGGAGCGAGGAGAGAAGAUUGACAACCUGGUUCAGAAAAGUGAUGAGCUGAGUGCAUCGAGCAAGAUGUUCUACACACAGGUGAGUGUUCAAGAGCUGGCAACUGAAAGCUCGGUCAUGCUAACACAGUCACAGGCUAAGAAGCAAAACUCUUGCUGUAUUGUCAUGUAA
Alternaria metachromatica is the source of this 654-nucleotide messenger RNA. RefSeq lists its product as uncharacterized. Gene Ontology annotation, cellular component: membrane; Golgi apparatus. NCBI's taxonomy places the organism in Eukaryota, Fungi, Ascomycota, Dothideomycetes, Pleosporales, Pleosporaceae. The record is from RefSeq and is a predicted model, not a curated record. The coding region runs from base 1 to 654 and encodes 217 amino acids. Gene Ontology annotation, biological process: endoplasmic reticulum to Golgi vesicle-mediated transport. Gene Ontology annotation, molecular function: SNAP receptor activity. The transcript is spliced from 4 exons.